This is a messenger RNA of Nematostella vectensis (starlet sea anemone), 1039 nucleotides long. RefSeq lists its product as uncharacterized. Gene Ontology annotation, cellular component: extracellular region. Lineage: Eukaryota; Metazoa; Cnidaria; Anthozoa; Actiniaria; Edwardsiidae. Gene Ontology annotation, molecular function: hormone activity. The transcript has 3 exons. The record is from RefSeq and is a predicted model, not a curated record. The coding region runs from base 411 to 863 and encodes 150 amino acids.
AAUGGUUCGUGUAAGAACUACUGUACCCUGCGGCAACGCAUGCGCAGAAGUAGCUAUAAAACUUCAGUAAAAUCCUGCCCUCUGAUUGGCUAAAAUACAUCUUCGGGUGUUUUCCGUAUCUUAUCCAUUGAUUGACAAACAUUUAAAUUAAGAAUAAAACAAAGGUUGCAUUGUUACGACUUAUCCCCGAGUUUUGUCCGAAUCGUAUGUUCGGAAGUUACAUUUCCGACCUAGCGCUCACGUCGCCAUUUUGAAUUCUACAUGCUUCCUCCUCGAUAUAUUAAGACAAGUCUCUCGCUAUUCAUGAUCUCUUCGAAAAUAGUUUGAAAAUCUAUUGUAUAUACUUUAAAGAAACGCUUCUGAGUUCUGUUUGCUUGCAAACUUUGUCCGAGAAGUUAGAAAAGCUUGUUAUGGUGUUCAAAAGGCAGGCAUGUUGCUGCCCUAACCACGAGGCUUGGUGUGGCAGUAAGCCUUCAGAUGUGGAACAGAGGUCCCUGAGAAAGGCGAACAGAGUAGAGAAAGUUUUCUUGGAGCUAGAUGACAAAGGCAAAAAGGGCUGGUCUAGAAGCAUUUGUACAUACUGCCGACAGCGAGUCGAUUUGGAGCUUGGAAACAAACGCAUGAAAACUUCACACGAGAGCUGUAGAGAUGAAACUGCCUCAAGUUCCAGCGUGUUUUUCCAACCGGAAACCUCUGAGACCAGCGCCGCGUUAGAACCAUUCCAGGACAUUGAGGAAACCUCUGCACUAGGGCAAAUUUUGCCGUCAUCAGUUGAUGCUGUACGACUCAUGAAAGCAUCAACUAAACAAAGGGACAUAGAACUAAAGGACAUAGAACGAUGCAUUGAAGUAGAAGAUACAUAGUAGGCCAUGAGGACUCACUAUGUAUCGAAGACGGAGACCCCGAUUAUAAGCUGGACACUCUCGACUUCAUCAAUGAGCUUAUGGAACAAACCUUGCUUGCGGCUUGUUUUAAGAAAAUAUUGUGUGUUCUGUCUGUGUCGAUGAAAUAAUAAUUAGAGGGCUGCUACUACUGUGAA